This is a messenger RNA of Sparassis crispa, 762 nucleotides long. RefSeq lists its product as hypothetical. The coding region runs from base 1 to 762 and encodes 253 amino acids. The transcript is spliced from 5 exons. The record is from RefSeq and is a predicted model, not a curated record. Lineage: Eukaryota; Fungi; Basidiomycota; Agaricomycetes; Polyporales; Sparassidaceae.
AUGCCCGCGGUGAAUUCUCUCACCGGUGGAGCACAGCGAGCUGUUCAAUGCGGCUCGUGCAACGACGUGCCAUGCCUCGGCGAGUUUGCAUUUACGAGGCGGAGCAGCAGAGGGACAGAAGAGGACGCGGUGCAAUUUGCGCCGUAUGAAUGGAAUGUCCGUGCGCGGCGCAAAUUCGUUACGGCGAACCUGAACGAUGCGACGGCAUGCCGUUCUGCGUUAUUCAGGACUCGUCCGAGCAGCUGCCGGUGUGCCUUUCAGAGGUCGGACUGGCUGCAUGCGGGUGAACCCCCUCUCUGCAUCGCGGCCAUCGCAUCCGCCGUUCGAUUCUACGAAUUUCUACAUGGUCAGGAAACGGUGCAUGCAGCACGCAGAAGGACGCCUCCGGGGAUGAGACGACGACGACGCGCGCGCAAAUACGGUUACGAAGCGAAGCGCACACCCUGGAUACGGAUGCGAGGGGACCGGUGGCCGAUUCCAGACGACGGAGCUGGCGGAAUUGGGGCGGGGACUGGGACGCGGCGCGGUAUAAAAGUCGUGGGUUUGGGCUGCAGAGCUCCAGCUUCUCCCCGGGUUUGCUCACCAGCAGCAUCGUUCCGCCUCCCUUAUCCCUCCACUCGUGGGCUCCUCGGUGCGCGUGCGUGUCGCUCUUCGAUGUCCAAGUCUGCAGAUUGCUACGAGGAGGCUUUAGACGGCGCAGGGCCCAGGUUUCGACGUGAGACGCCAGCGUUAGGCAGAACGCGGCCAGAACGUCACAGAUGA